GCAAGGCCCAAAGUUGCAGCUCACUGCCGGCUCCUCCUCCGUCAACAUCGCUUCCGCCGUAGUCAGAUUCUCCUCCGUCCGUCGCAUCGAACUCAACAAAGCAGAUCUAACAUAGCCUUUAUCAAUUUCAACGUCCAUUCUCGCACCAGAGGUUGAGCGAUCGCUGCAAAGCCAUUAUUAUUGUUUCUUUCAGGCUCCAGGGCUCGCUAUCACCACAAGGUAUAUAUAUAUAUAUAUCACUUUCCCUCAUCCACCAGAUGUAGUGUGAACUGAAUAAUGAAUUGCGAGCUAAUGAUGGUCUUCCCCGCAAAGUCGUUUACUUUGAGAUGCCAUAUCUUGUGGAUUGAUCAAAGUCUGAAGCUUUAUGGCAACUUGUGUUGUGGGUGUCUCUCUUUCCUUCAAGCAGCCAUGACAUGAGCUUCGAUUACCCUGAUUAUGAUGCAUUACCUUGUACUGCUACAUUAGUGUGCACAACAUCUGGAAUGAAAGAUCAUGAAAUUGGGGAAGGAAACUAACUAUUAGAGAAGCAGAUCCGGCUACAGGCUGUUCCUGGCCUGUUCUAUCUAUGCAUCGUUCCAGUGAAUAGCUUGCGAGAAAGGAGUAUCUGCGAGGGUUUGAGAUUGUGCAUGCAUCUAUAACCUUGAUCUUGUCCAAGCUUGGGUUUCCUGGCUGCAAGGGUUAGUACUGCAUGCAAGGGUUUCCUGGCCAUUGAUAUUUGCAUUUUGCAAAGCCGAGUCUUGGAGGAGGCAUCGGACUUGUUCAUAUGUUCUUCAUUUAAUCCCUCAUGGUAAUCAUUAUAAGGACUCUUUUACUUUGUUUCGAAGAGUACUCCGAAUUACAGAUGAUUGAUUGCAUCUGGUGUUCUCUCACUGUAGCACUGAAAACAUUUGCUGAAACUGCUACCAAUGACACCGAAUCCGGUUCUUAAUGCUCUAUUAGAUGGUCUGCUUUUUAGUUAGAUCUUGUUCACGGGAGAGUAUGUAUUGUUGCCGUAUUUGGAUUCUUACAAUGGUUGCUAGAGUUUCCUGAUGAUGAAACUAAAAUUUCUGUGGAGUAUUCUUGUAGUGAGUCCUAAAUCGUAGUUAGCAUCAUCCCCUUCUCACGUCACAGUUAUUAUUUGUUAGUAUCAAUCCAGAACCGAGCAGAAAGAACAUCUGCAACUCUCUAUCUGCAUGGAAAAUCCCUAUCAUCCUAUAAAAUAGAAGGCCGAGUGUAGCUCUUGGAUUCUAUAACUAGUAACUGAACGGCUGGUAAGCACAAGUUUGGAGAACAAUCUCAAACAUAUCUAGGUGUUUGAUAACUUGGGUGCAUGCAUGCAUGCUUUGUUUUGCCUGUUUCUACCUGUGUUUCUCUGCAGCGGUUUAUUGAUUGUCGUCAGUCCUUGUGUGUAAAAGGAAGUUCAACUUGAAUUAACUGGUAUCUUUUAUUGUGAAAUGAUCAAGUAUUGCAUUCAGUCUCAGGACAUUUGACAACUUUGGAUGGCUGCUACUGAAGGGGAGGAGUACGAUCCAGGGAGGGAUGAGCUUGCUGACUCCCUCAAUGAUCUCUUCAUUAGCAUCUGCUCUAUGGUGAAAGGAGAGCUGCAGGGGACGAAUAAUUCUCUCGCACUUCUCGAGAAGUUGAACCUAAGAGUAGCUGAAGAGUACGAGAGCUUUGGAGAUCUGGCUUCGGGCCUGAAAGUUUUCGUCGAGCAGUUGAAGACUAAAAGCGGCAGCUUUGAUAUGUAUGUUCAACAGAUUGAUGCAAUAGAGCAGCAGGUGACUGAGUUUGAAGCUGUGAUCUCUAUGCUUGACAAAUACGUUUCUUUGUUAGAAUCCAAAGUGCAAUCUGUGUACCAGCAACAUCAUCCACCCUCUUAAGUCACCUAAACUCUGUUUUCUGCUGUCAUUCUUUCAAUUUGUCCAAGUAAGUUUGCAAGCUCACUGGUGUGGCAAUUGCAUCUAUUCAUUUUCUGGUACUAGAGACCAUUAAGUUGUGGUAAAUCGAACUGUGGAGUUAAAUUACAGCAUCAAGAAGAACUACAACUAUGCAAGAAAUAUAGAGAAGCCAAACUG
Messenger RNA from Linum trigynum, 2054 nucleotides. NCBI's taxonomy places the organism in Eukaryota, Viridiplantae, Streptophyta, Magnoliopsida, Malpighiales, Linaceae. The record is from the annotation of a GenBank genome assembly.